UGGCCGCAGACGAGGUUGCCUAUUAUAAACUUUACAAAAAUCAACCUUUAUAUUUUCAUUUUUAUGUUGCUCCUUUUGUAUUAAUAUAUGUAAUAUGGCUUUAUGCGUGGUUUAUGGUCUAUGGAGUAUCAGAUCAUUUCGAAGUCGGCGCCAUUGUAGGAGUUAUGAUAUUACUUUUUCAAAUUCUUGUUUGGCUGUUUAGCAUGUGGUCUGUUCAUGUACGGUGUUUUUUGACCUGUAGUAAGGUAAAACAAUUUUUUUUCUGUGUCUUUUUGGAUUUGAUAGCACUAGUAUUAAAUUUUAAGGAUUUGGUAAGAGUUCUCUUGUAUUUUAUAUGGCACGUGUACAAUAUAGUAUACAUUGUAUCACAGUGUAUAUUAGGGGCCACGUCCAUAUAUUUCAUGUUGACACGCAUAACGUAGCCUGCUCACAGCCCGUCAAAUUGACGUUAUCACCAGUACCCACCCACCCACCUCAGACAACGUUGAUCGUUAACCCUGUCGUAUUUUGACCGCUAAAAGAGCUCAAAAUCAAAUUGGCAACAGAAAUAUGGUAUAUAAUCAAUCCAGUUUGUAUCAGAAAUGCAUUAAAAUGCCGAGGCUUCAGUUCAAAGUUAUUGACUGUUGCACUUGCCUUCGUUGGCGCCAAUUAAUGUAGGCUCUUUAUUAUAAAAUAUGAGAAGUUUUAUCGCAGAAAAAUGUCGCGAUUCGCAAACACAAUUUGACCGGUAUUUGACACGAAGAAAAUGUCGCUUCAAUACUUCGACCUUCAAUACUUUGACCUAAUAUAAUACUGGCAAAAGUUGCACGACAAACAUUAAAUAUUUAAACUUCGGUCUGUUCGGAUAAAAAUAGUCAAACUGCCACGAGAUAACGUCGAGGAGUUGACGUAAGAACCCACCCAUAAUGUCGAUUCGACGUUAUGCGUGGCAACAUGAAUAUGGACGUGGCCCCUUAAUAUAGUAAAAAUUUGUCAUUUAAAUGAAAUUCCAUAGUGGAAAGUAUGCUUUGGCUGCAGCAGGAGCAGGGUCUUAACCAGGAUUUGCAACUUGGGUGUCCAAAUUUGAAAUUUCAUUUAUGACACCCAUAUUUUGCCAUAUGGAACCAUGGCACCACUUCAUGCACCAUUAAUUCAAUGUGAUUAUUUCCGAAUGCUGAGAGUAAUUGGUGACCGCACUUGAGAAUCGCUCAAAAAACUAAAUUAUAUUCAAUCAUUCAGAUUAUGUGACUACUCACUACACUGACUACAGUAGUACAGUUUAAGUAAAUCUGCCAAUAUAUUAAUCUUAUGAUUGAUAUUAUGUUUUCACUUUCAUGCUAUAAAUACAGUACUUGUACUGUAGCUUUGAUAAGCUAUAGUGUGAAUGAAGAACACAACCAAAAAACAACAAAAAGCAACUAAUUAUCUUAUAUAGUUAUAUUCUACAGUUUUUGACAGCUAGGCCUAGGGAAUCUUUGGUUUGACAGAUUUGGCAGCUUGCAAGUGAGCAAUGUUUAUGUUUACCGUCCAAAAGCCGUCUUUUUUAGAAGGCCGUCCAAAUUUGAAAAUGGCCGUCCAAAAGACGGCUGGACGGUAGGCUGGCUAAGACCCUGUGCAGGAGACUUCCGCAGUUGACAAGACCAUGCAUUCUAUCCUGCCGCAAUGCCAAUAAUAUGCUGCCGCAGGUAAAAAAUUCAAAUGACCACGCAAUACUGCUGACCACUAAACAGUAAACAUUGAAGCCUUCACUCUUAAAAAAAGAUGUGCUAUUACAAUCAACACAGCUUUUUUGUCGAAUAAUUAAUACAUCUUAAAAUGUGUUGAUACAACACACCACUGACGUGUCACCCAAAUUGUGCCGCAGGUAUUUUCUAAACUAUUUCUGCCGCACGGUCAAUUUUACAGUUUUUCUGCCGCAACAUUUUGCUGCAUCAGCAGUUUUUGACCUUUGCCUGCUGCAGGAGAUCUCCUGUUAAAGUGCCCAACUUUCCAUUAUUGGAUGAAAUUUACUUGCCUGUUUGAUACUUUGUUCUCCUUUAUUCCUCUUUUGUUGAACUGAUAUUUUCCCAGACUUUGCACUCGAUGGUCGUGGCCCUGACUGGAAAGUUUGGAAAUUGUGCAGCCAAGGUUCGAAAAUUUAAUAGUAAAUAUGUAGAAGGCAUCAAAAUUGUACAACCUCGUGAGAUAUUGGCUGCAUGAUACAAACUUUCCACACUGGUUGCGGCUGCUGCUAGUAUACAUGAUCAACCCUCGAAAUUUGCCUCGGUACUCUGCAAUUGCUGAGGCAAGUUAGAAUUUUCAUAGGGCAUAAAAAAAUACCUGUGGUUCCGGUUCCCGACCGACCCUAUUUUUUUCUGCCGACCCUAUUAUUUUUUCAACGCAAUUGACCGUGUGACCCUAUUUUCCCAAGGUGAUUGCGGGCUGUUCAUACAGCGUGCCAAAAUGGUGUUAACCUGCGAUCAUGCUUUUCGGGUUAAAAUGGCGUCUGUUGUCACACUAAUUAUUGAACCAAAUUGCCUAAAUUCGUCCAUAGGAAAUACGCAUCUCUAGUUAAUAUUGAUGUCGGGACUCUACUGCAAAUCGCCCAGCAAAAAACCGCCAAAGCCAUGAAAAAAAAAUAUUAAAAAAAAAGUUUAUUUCCGACCUACCGUCCCUAAUUUUUUCGCAAUAUGAAACCGGAACCACAGGUAUUUUUUUUUACGCCUAGUUUGCCUCAGCGUGAAAAUGUUGAAGCAAUGGGCAAUUCCAGCAAUAGACUAAAUUUUGAUCUAGGCAAGAAGAACAAAAUCCAUCACAGCUAGAAAGAGCAUGUUAAAAUUAGUAACAUUGCAAAGUUUGGUUGCGAAAAGUUGUCAAAUGAGGAAAAUAUAGAAACCCUACGAAAUUUGCAAAUUUUGUAUUAAUUUGUAUUAUGCACAGGAAUUCGCACCACUUUUUGGCCCAAAUGUGGUGCAUUUGCCAUGUGUAAUACAAAUUAAUACAAAAUUUGCAAAUUUUGCAGGGCUAUAUUUUCCUCAUUUUACAAUAUUUCAUGGUCAAACUUUGCAAUUUUACUAAUUUUAACAUGCUCUUUCUAGCUGAGUGAUGGAUUUUCUUCUUCUUGCCUAGAUCAAAAUUCAGUCUAUAGCGGGAAUUGCCCAAUGGGUUCCAUCUGUUUAUAUACUUUAAAUUUAGAAAUUAUACAGCGUCUGAGUGUUUGAUUUUUGCUCAAAUUUACAAACUACAGCGUCUGUUCGUUUUUUUUUUGCAUUAUCUAAACCACUUGAAUAACACUUUGGCCUGAAAAAAAUACCUGUGAUUCCGGUUUCAUAUCAUGAAAAAGUUAGGGUAGGUAGGAAAAAUAUUUUUAGGUAGCUUGUAGGGAGAAUAUUUUUUUCAUGGUUUUGGCGGUUUUUUGCUGGGCGAUUUUCAGUAGAGUCCCAACAUCAAUAUUAACUAGAGAUGCAUAUUUCAUGGACAAAUUUAGGCAAUUUGGUUCAAUGAUUAGUGCGACAACAGACGCCAUUUUGGCAUGCUGUAUGAGGCUGUGAGCAGCCCGCUACCACCCGGAGAAAAUAGAGUCGCACUGUCAAUUGCGUUGAAAAAAUAAUAGGGUCGGCUGAAAAAAAUAGGGUCAGUCGGGAACUGGAACACACUAUUUUUUUAGGCCUUUAUAUUAUGUAUAUUUAUGGGAGGCCAGCUACCAUACAUACUGUAGAGAGACCAUAUCACAUUGGCAGCAAACUAUAUCAUAUGAUUAUUGUCAUUGAUCAUAGACAAAUAGUCAUGUCAAAUUUUUAUAUUACUUCCCCAGAUGACCAAUUAUUGUCAAUUGGUCUAAGCUUUGGUAUGUUUACUUUGAGGUUUCUUUGAAUUUUUAAACCUAACAUACUCUAUUGUUUGUAGUAUAUUACCUGCUUGAUUCUUAUAGUCUGUGUAAAGACAUUUUAAAAUUCUUGAAAGUUUGCGACUUGGACUCCUUGGAGAUAUAGGGAUUUCACAACGGUUAUUAUAGAGCUGUACAGUUUUCAAAGUGAACUGUUCUAACCUUUGUAGCUGAUGCUAAGCGUGCCAAUGCGGCCUUUUUAAAAUAUCAUGCAAAUAAAUGGUCUGCCCUGGCAUGGCUAUCCACACCACUGAUGUUUAUAAGCAUUAGCAAUGUUAAAUUCAUUCCUUUUUAAGUCCAAUUCCAAAAGUUCAGUUGAAAUAUUAUAUAAUUUUAUUUAGAUCUAUUGAUCUUACUGCGAAGUUCCCCAAAUAGAGUUCAACUUUUUUGCAGGUAAUAUGCCAGAAACCGGUCCUACUAAAGAAUGCCCGGGAACGCCCGGGGAGGUAUGUUGAAUGCCCGGGAAUGCCCGGGAGUUGCGAAAGAAUGCCCGGGGAAAAUUAAGUUCAUAAUUACGUUAGUUUAUACUAAUAAAAUCACUUAGUUUAUGAAAGAUUAAAUAAUUCUUGUAAUAUAUGGCAUUGCAAAGUACUGUUCACGGAAUAUCCGGCUGUCACAAAAGAAUGCCCGGGAGUCGAAAAUGAAUGCCCGGGGUAAAAUUACGCAAGUAAUUACGAUAGUUAAUGAUAACAUUAACAAGUCUUUUAUUCAGUUUAAUGAAAGUUUCUUGUGAUAUAUGGCAUUGCAAAAACUAUUCACAAGCAUGCCUGGGGGAAAUUACGUACCGCCAAUGUCUUUUUCAAAUCUACUCAGAAUAUAUCACUAUCAGUGAAAUAUAUUUUCGGUAGUGUAAAAAGACGUGUUUCUUCAUCACAUUAUAUAUACGACAUUAUAAAGGCUUUAGGUUAUUCUGUGCUUUAGGCACUUAUCAUCACAAAUAUAAUACAAUAUUAACAGAACAAAAUACAACAUUUUUGACACUCUUAGCAUUACAAAGCCAAAUAAAUAAUUUGUGGUGAUAAUGUGAUGAAGAAACAUCUUUUUAUACUACCAAAAAUAUAUUUCACUGAUAGUGACAUAUUCUGAGUCAGAUUUGAAAAAGACAUUGCAUGGCGGUACGUAAUUUUCCCCAGGCAUGCCUGUGAAUAGUUUUUGGCUUUUGCAAUGCCAUAUAUCACAAGAAACUUUCAUUAAACUGAAUAAAAGACUUGUUAAUGUUAUCAUUAACUAUCGUAAUUACUUGCGUAAUUUUACCCCGGGCAUUCAUUUUCGACUCCCGGGCAUUCUUUUGUGACAGCCGGACAUUCCGUGAACAGUACUUUGCAAUGCCAUAUAUUACAAGAAUUAUUAUUUAAUCUUUCAUAAACUAAGUGAUUUUAUUAGUAUAAACUAACGUAAUUAUGAACUUAAUUUUCCCCGGGCAUUCUUUCGCAACUCCCGGGCAUUCAACGAACCUCCCCGGGCGUUCCCGGGCAUUCCCGGGCAUUCUUUAGUAGGACCCCCAGAAACAUAUGAGUUAGUAUGCUAAGUUUCAAAAUUCAAAAAACACUAUAUCAGUAGUAAUAAACAAGACAAAAGCCCGCGAUUCAUUGCAGGUCACCGGUUCCCUGGUCACCGAUUUCUCGUUGAGGAAAGAAACGAAGAAUUUUUGCACAGAAAAUCAGGGAACCUAAACACUGGAUGUUACCCGAAAAUUGAUAGGACUAAUUUUGGCAGCAUUUUGCAUCAUAACGCUCGUCAACAAACUGAAAAUGUUGUCGCCGGGGGGAGGGGGGAGGUCAAAAAAUUUUCCGGACUAAAAUGAGCAUAGUCGAAAAAAUUUUUCCUGACUAACAUAUGCAUAUUCAAAAUUUUUUGACCAAGAUAAGCAAGCCUUCCAAUUUUUUCACCGCAAACAUAACAAAACCUUUAAAAUUGUUAAAAUUGCGAACCAUUUCAUAACUUUGAGCAACUUCGACCUUCUUUUAUCCCAAACUUUGACCAAAUUUUCCCGAGUUUUACCUUCAAUUUUAAGCAAAUAUCAGUUCCAUUUUGACCAACUUUGACCAACGUUUGAAUUAUUAGGGAGCGUGUUACACACCUCCACACCCCCCUAUAGCAAUAAUCUCUUUCUUUCUUGGGGAAAUAUUUUCUGGGAACUCAAAACUUUUUCUGGGAACAAUGGUCCUGUGGUCCGAUACUUUUUCCACCCUUGCUACAUUGCAGGUUUUUACUCUAUAUUUCACAAAUAAAAAUUGUAUCAAUGCAUCAUUGGAUUAGCCAUUUAGCCCUGACCAUUUUUUUUGUAAUUUAACACUGAUUUGGUUAUCUUGAACCCCUGAUAUCUGAAACGUUUUUGUUUAAUUUCCUUGGUUAUAGAAGAGUUAGCAGAGAGUUAUACUGUAUUGUGUCUUCAUCUUUUAAGGCUAAUGGUCCCAAUGAAGCUGAUGUAGUUAAAGUUGUGCCAACACCUAACAACGGAUCUCCAGAACUUGUCAGGUUGCAUCACUCUAAGGUACAGUAAGUUGAAUUAGUCUAAAAUUUGUUUGCAACCCUCCCUAAUAAUGCAUUUGGGUAAUUCCAUCGGAGUGAUGACAUUUUUUGAAAAACAACAGUUGUCAAGAAUUUUCAGAAACUUCUGCAAACAAUUCUGAACUGAAAUAUUAUAUGUAACAUGAGUCAACAUGUAUUAUGCAGAAAUCCUUGCUAUUGUAAUCCAAAAUAUAAAAUUUCUUUGUGUUGAUAUUUUGCCCAACGUAUAUAGUCUGUUACUUGAAAGGCAUUGUAUGUUUCUCCUUUCUGUGGUUCCCGAAGAAAUUCAAAAGUAGUUAGGUUGGUGUUACCAUAUCCAAGCUAGUAAAAAUGUAUAUGUAAUGUGCAUGUCCUUAUAGACACCUCCAUUAUACAGACAAAUACAGACACUUUACUGUGGCCCAAUCAGUGAACUGAAUAACACUGGAAUGCUAACUGCAGGGGCCGGUUGUAUAAAAAACGUAGUUAGCGCUAACUGCAGCUGUACUAUUUUCAUAAUACGAGUCCACAAUCAUGUAAAAAAUGCGUGUCAGCGGUCGUUAAUCACUGCUACGCAAGCCUCGCGCACAGUUAACUACGUGAUUAGUUAACUAUCCAACUAACUACGUUCUGUUUCGUUAUUACAGUUAAGGAUUUAACUAGAGUGAUUAACGCUAACUACAGUUAGCGCUAAUUACGUUUUUAUACAACCGGCCCUAGGUAAACAUGUCCAUACUUGCCUGAAGCCAAGAUGGCGCUUCUCGCGAGGCUCAGCGAGCAAUAAAUCGACUUUCAAAAGGACUAGGGAGAGUUUCGAGUAGCGGGAAAUUCAGUCAAAAGUUUGUUUUUGCAAGUGAAAAUCAGCAAGAAGAAGUACUUUUUUAUCAAAAGGCUUCAAUUUUAAACAUUGAAACCUGGUUUCCUAAAUUCAUGAAUAGUUCUAAGUAUUUGACAUUCACUAACAGCAAAAACUUCCUGGAUAACAGCUUGAUAUUUAAAAUAUUACACAAAUUUGAACGUGCCGAAAAAAACUUCGCACUUUGACUCCUGAAAAAAUAACUUUAAAACUGCUCUACGUUCUGGAAACAUGCAUGUUUUGUAUUAAAUUUCAGGUAAUUUUCCUUGUUGAAAUACAGCUAGUUAGUGCUCAAAAACAGACGUCUUUUCGGUGGCGUAUUUUCCGCUCCAUACGUACAUGGCGGGCUUCAUGAGUGGUUUCAAAGAUGGCCGCCAUGUUAUCGUUCCAGUUUGUGAGUGGUGACUACAGUAUCUUAACACCAGACAUGAAAGCAUGCUGCUCCGCUUUAUAUAGAAAACAGAAUAAAUUGUUUAAGAGGCAAUUUUUUUCAAUGUCACGUAUUUGCAAUGAAAAGUGUUCAAAACCUAAAAUCUUUUUGGCGUUCCUCUCAAAAUUACUUUGUUUUAGCUUUAUUCUCUAGUUUAUAGAGUUAGCUACCUUUUUAAAUGCAAAUAUCAAUGAUUCUUUAAAAUUGACGCCAUAUUUACAGCCAUAUAUAAGCAAAACUUACUUCCUCUUAUAUAAAAGAGUAAUUUUAACCCACAAUCGCUACUCUUCACGUUACCAUGACAACAUGACGUCACCAUCUAUAUGGCUUAUAUUAACCAAAAAAGCCGUCUUAGCGGACAAAUAACCACGAUGACCUACCUUUUUUUAUUGCAGAAAUUACAUUGUUAUAAAGUUUUGAAUCUUUUUUGAAAGUUAUUUGAAAAUCGCCAGUGUAGUUUUCGAGAAACUGAAUUUCAGCCUUAAAGAUUGCAUUUUAGCCUCUCAAAAGGCUGAAAUUUAGUUUCUCGAAAACUACACUGGCGAUUUUCAAAUAACUUUCAAAAAAGAUUCAAAACUUCAUAACAAUGUAUUUUCUGCAAUAAAAAAGGUAGGUCACCGUGGUUAUUUGUCCGCUAAGACGGCUUUUUUGGUUGAUAUAGGCCAUAUAGAUGACGACGUCAUGUUGUCAUGGUAACGUAAAGAGUAGCGAUUGUGGGUUAAAAUUACUCUUUUAUAUAAGAGGAAACAUCGGCUUGUGCAAAAAAAUUGUUUUUUUAGAUUUAAAUCAAUUAAAUAGGUUUUAGUUUAAAACACUCACAUAUUUUGGAAACUGUAUGGAGCCUCCUUAAAUGAUGAAACUCUUCAAAUGCUUGCGAAAAAUUACUAGUAAAAUAUCGUUGUUGUGACUGCGUUUGAUUUUUAAUUUUAAUUGUAAAUUCACAAAUUUCCUAACCAACGAACAAUUUUUGGAAUGAAGGGAAUAUCUUAUACUGUCUGUAACACUGAUCUGGAAUAAGACUGGAUAGCGCAUCUGCUGUGCAUAAGUGAAGCCAAUGGUGGCCAUAUUGGAUGGCCCCACCAUGAAUCUAAUCUGGUGUUGUGGACAUGUUUACGUUUCUGAUCACUAGUGGGAAAGGACAAAUAUUGCCUACAUAAGAAUUUAUCAUCAGUAGCCUCUCUUUUUUCCUAAUAAUAAUAUCCAGGUAAUCCAACAGAUAGCGGUAUUCGGCCUUCGUACAACUAGCCCCAGAAGGUUUUUUUUCUUGCAGACUUCCGAAACAGGUGAAGAGGUGAUAUGGUUUAAAUUCCAAAAAUUAAAAUAUAUUUAUGAUGCUGAGGAAAAGAAAGAAUUUUUGCCUGUGGAUUUCCCUGUCGACCACAGCAUGGAGUAUUAUAAGACUGCAAAGGGAUAUCAAGAAGAAUCUGAAAUAACAGAGUUUGCAACCAAAUAUGGAAAGAACAAGUAA
This is a messenger RNA of Paramuricea clavata, 9088 nucleotides long. NCBI's taxonomy places the organism in Eukaryota, Metazoa, Cnidaria, Anthozoa, Malacalcyonacea, Plexauridae. The record is from the annotation of a GenBank genome assembly.